Messenger RNA from Nematocida ausubeli, 1311 nucleotides. RefSeq lists its product as uncharacterized. The coding region runs from base 1 to 1311 and encodes 436 amino acids. The transcript has a single exon. Lineage: Eukaryota; Fungi; Microsporidia. The record is from RefSeq and is a predicted model, not a curated record.
AUGGGGGACGAUCAAUGCAUCCAAGAAGUGCUAGACUACAUACAAAUAUCUAUAGCACUAGUAGUGGUAUUCCUCAGAGCUGCAGGCCAGGCAAGAGCACAGCAUGCGAAUAUAACCCGAAAUAAAAUGCCUCUAGGUGCAUAUACACCGCCAGAUCAAGAAGAGGAAAGCAGGAGAGUCAAAGUAGAUCUUAAAAAGGAAGAAAAAGAAGUUUGGCCUUCUACAGCUAAGGCAUCUGACGUGCCCUCUAUUAUGCAUAUGGCUUCUGGUGCACAGACAGGCAACAUGGAAGAGGCUAAUUUACAGAAUGGUGUCUCAGAUAACUGCUGCUGUGGCAAAGGCCAUCCAGAUGGCAUCCGCCCUAAUAACUGCUGCUGCAUUGGCAAAAGCCCAGAAGCUGCGCAGAUAAAGAAAGACGCAAAGAAAGAGAAGCUUAUGAAGGCGGUAUACAGCGCAAUGGAUAGACACAGAAAGGAGAUGGAUAGACUAGCAGAGAAGAAGCACGAAAAAAAAAUUGCUGAGGAGGCGAACAAGGCAGAGCAUGUAAAGGUCAUGAACAUAUGUUUGGAGGAAAGUAUCAGUGCAGACAUGUACCGCAAGAAGUACACGGAAAUAUGCGCCAUUCAGAAAACAAUUAAAGAGUACUAUGAAGUUAAUGACAGAUGUCUGCCCCAUGCCUCAUGCCCCAAGUAUGAAUGUGAAACUAAAGUGCUCAAGGCUCUUUCUGCUGAGAAAGAUGCCCUAAUAGUGGACAAUCGCAGGGCAUGCGGUAUAGCAGAGGGGCAGGCAAAGAAAAUGCAAGUGGCAUGCAGCCAUCAAAGCAAUUCAAGACAUCACAAGCUGGCGUUUAUUGAAGAGACAGUAAAGUGGCACAGGGAUUACACUAAUUUGGUGGAGAGCGAUCUGGAAGUUGUAAAAUGCAUGCACAAGCUGGAGAAGCUUUCCUAUUCGGUGCGAAAGAAGGAGGCAAUGUAUGUGAAAAAAGAAGAUGCAAUACAAUUAAACGAAAUACUAGGCCUGCAGGAAAUAUGUGUGCAGUUAAUAAAAGAGUCUAUUUAUCUGCUAAGUAGUGUCUAUGAAUACAAUAAGAUGUGCCUGCCUAGAACAGAAAACAUUCGAAGGACAUAUCUACAGUACGAUGCAGCUGCAGCUGCGUAUGAGGCACAGCAGAUUGUGGUAGAAAGUGCACUUAUGGCGCUUAACAGAGCAGAGCUAGAGCUGGAAAACCAUGCUCUAAACAAUGCAGCUCAGCUUCGGCAGAAUAAUGGGCAGUCCUGCUCUUUCUACAAGUUUUACCUUCGCUAUUCAUAG